CUGGCGCGGCCAGAUCAGAGAAAACAGUUCGCCGAAUCCGAAGGAACGGCCCCGACUCAGAAAAAUAUGGAUAGGACUCAACCUCUCUCAAGAAAAAGAAGACACUCAUCCCGUAUGGGUGCGAGCACAAGCCAUGACGAAGAUGAACACCCCCCUCGCUCGAGGCUACGGGCAUCAAGGUUAACAAGCAGAACAAGUUCCGGCUCAGUCGAGAUCGUGGACAUUACCCCACAGACAUCCACACCGCCAAUCGCUGAAGAUGAACCGAUUGAUUUGUCAAUACCUGUCUGCAUUGUGGACCUGACGGAUGAGACGGAAACCACAAGAAAUCGACCACGAAGAAAUUUUUCUCAGGAUGACAUCGUUGAUCUUACGUCUGUCGUAGAUACCCCAGUAGAAGAGAGAGCACCAAGGAGGAGAAGGAGACGGAGCAGGAGAGGGAGACCGAUGAGGAGCUCUCAACGUGGUAACAUCAUACCUAUCCUCAGUGACGAUAGCGAUGAGGAGAACGACAUCAUGGUCCUUCCAGAGAUAGACAUCGGGCAGAGCUACAGGACAGCCAGGGCAGAGACACCUAACAGUACAGCAACAGGUCCAGGAAGAGGGCGACACGCCACACCACAGAAGAGAGUCAUCACAUGCCCUAUCUGUAUGGAAGAUGAGACAACAUUACGGAACAACGGUCAGCAGCUGAUGUCAACGAACUGCGGUCACGUGUUCUGUCGUCACUGCAUCCGUGCGAGCAUCCAAACACAGCACCGAUGCCCGACCUGUCGUAAGAAACUCACCAUGAGGCAGAUACACCCAAUUUUUCUAUGAGGGAAUAACCAGAAGAAAAGAUGUAUGAUAUCUAUAUAUUUAUAUAUGUACAAUGUAUAUUGCUGUUAAAGGUCACCCAAGGGUGAAAAAUAAAAGUGGUUUUCAUAUCUACAGGUGAACUUUCUAUGAAGGUUUGUCACAACCACUUUGUAGUUUAUUUAUGCUACAUGUAUUUAUCACUACUACCAGAAGAUUUGGUGACUUAAUGUUGACGUGAAAUCAGUCUAAACAUUUUAUGGAAAUUAUGAUUCUCAUAGAGUGCGACAGCUCCAAUUAAGGUUGGAGUUGUGUCACUUGUGUGGCCACCGAUCCGCUGCAAAUAGGCAACCUUUAUACAGAGGUGACUGCUAUAUAAGAAUGAAUUUGUCAUAUUCUAAGGAUGCUUUUGUUCUGUCAUUGUGCAGUGUUACUAAGGGCCUAGGAUACAGUUUAACCAUGUUCAUGUAUAGCUGGGUAUGAUCUGCAAUAUUGUGCCAGAAUGAGACUUAAAUGGCAUAUGGAAGAGGACAAGUUGAGCCUCACCCCUUCCCUCCCAGAGCUAUAGUGUACUCUGCGUAUGAUUUUGAUGGUGUCAAUUUGUGAACACCUAAAACAUCAAUUCAUAUUAGCCUCAAAGGGGAAGAAGAUGGUGCGCAUAAGGUGAACAUUGCAUGUUUAUACAAUGAAGUAUACCUUGAGUGUAUACUACUCCUAUAACAUCUUCUGGAAGUUUAAUACAGAAGCUCUGCAGAGUAUAUCAAGAAUAGUUCCAAAAAGUUAUUUUCCGGAUGUCAUUGCAUCACGUUUUAAUCAGGGUGGUAGAAACUUCUGUCCCACAAACAGACUUUUGAAUGGAGAUGGUUAUCAUUUCAGAAAGUGUAGAUUAUUCCCUGUAAUCCAGCUUCUCAAACUAUAUGUUGUCUGCUUAUCAGAAUACAUUGUGGUAGUCAUGAUUAUCUUAGUGAUCAAUCUUUAUAUGAGUAAUAAAUCUGCAUAUUUAUAUGAGUAAUAAAUCGCAUAUAACAUUUGUAGAAACUAUUUUGGGGGUUGCCUAAGCCAUGAAUUCAAGUGAGUAAUUGUAAGUUGUGUUUUAGAUGCUCUCUAUCAAAUCAUUUUUCAAGAAUAUAAUAAUAAUAAUAAUAAUCUGGAUUUAUAUCGCGCUUGAUAUGGAAUACUGUGUCUAAGCGCUUUACAGAUAUUAUAACUUAUAUAUAUACUUGUAAUUGGUAUGUAAUAAUGCAUCCAUGAGACAGUUGAGUUGUUGUUUUUUCCGCCUGUUCGAUCCUCUUAAUAUGUUAUUGACAAUUCUUGUAAAUUCAUUAGAAAAGUGAUCGCAACUAGUACAUCUUUCAAAACAUCAUUUCAAUACCCUUGUAUGUCCCAUAGAAAUCAUAUUAGGAUUACAUACGUCAUUGUCAUGUUCGUACAUUUCAAUAGUUACCUUAGGUUAUCGGAAGUAUUUGCUAUCGUGUUAAGGGCAGAAUAUGCAAGUUAUGGGGAAUUUCAAAUCGCUUAAUGUCAUCUCAAAUGUCUACCGGUACUUGAUAUAUGUUUCUUUCUACAUGAAGUCAUGUAGGUAUAACUUGAUAUAGAGCUUGUUUAUCUUGUUUGCACUGGUCUGCAAAAUUCUUACACGCCGGUGCAGCAAUUCUUUAUAUGAGCAAUCAUUUAAUCGUGCUAUACUAUUCCUGACGAGGUGGUUAGUUAUUUCCGUCACUGCUUUUGUUUAUUGGACCAGCAUGCUUUGGAAACAGUGUUAAUGUCCUGAAUUAGCUUGGUGCACAUGAUGGUAUUCCGGCGAGCUGUGAUUGCCAAUUUAGCAAAGAUUUACGGUCAGACUUGUCGCAUUCACAUUCUUCAACUUGUGUGAUGGCAAAGGCAGUUUUGAUAGAGUAUAAAGCGUGUCACUUCUUCUUCAGCUUUUCCUUCAUUUUGUUUAUUUCUUUUCCUGCUUUUUAUCAUUGUAAAGGGAACUCCACCCUGGUAUUAAAAUGGUUUUAAUAUAAGCAGAAACAUGAGAGGAACUGGUCAGUGAAAGUUUGAGCAAAAAAUGAUUAAAAGUCGAAAAUGUUAAUACAACCCCUGUAUGAAACAAAUCUAUUCCAUCAUCAAUAACUAAGAAAAUGAACUUUUAUGAACUUUUCUGUACGGGGAAAAUUGGAGAAGAGCUCGCAUGAUACGUCAGAGUGUUGCCAAUGGGUUUUUCACGGAUGACAACAUGAAAAAUUCAUAUAUCUUUUCAAUCGGAUAUUGCUCAAACUUUGAGUUUCUCUUGUUGUUCUGCUUUUAUUUUCUGUUUUUUUUUUUCUUUUCUUAUUUGUCUUUCUUAAUCAUUAGUAUUUUUUCAGUUUUAUCCUAUUCUCCUCGUUUUAUCAUUAACCAAUGUUGUCUGGUUGUUGUUGAUGUUCUCAUAAUUCUCACCAUCUCUACUAUCUCUAUCUUUUCUCUCUUUUUCCCUUCUUGAUCGUCUCCUUUUUUCCUUCUGGGCAUUUUUUUUUUAAUUGAGUAAUAUACAUCUACCUCAUUGUGUUCAUGUACAGUAAUGCUUGAUCUCGUCGUGACAUUUACUUUCCAUUCUUAAUCUCAUUUCUUUUCAUAUUUUGUGCUUCUGUGAAGUACAAUUUCUCCUAUAUUUUUAUCUUUAAAUGACUCAUGCUCUAGUGAAAAUGCAUUGCUUUUCAAUCACUCUCUUACUC
Messenger RNA from Strongylocentrotus purpuratus (purple sea urchin), 3494 nucleotides. RefSeq names its product E3 ubiquitin-protein ligase RNF4-like. The transcript has 6 exons. Gene Ontology annotation, biological process: positive regulation of transcription by RNA polymerase II. Lineage: Eukaryota; Metazoa; Echinodermata; Echinoidea; Camarodonta; Strongylocentrotidae. Gene Ontology annotation, molecular function: transcription factor binding. The record is from RefSeq and is a predicted model, not a curated record. Bases 67 to 819 code for a protein of 250 amino acids.